This is a messenger RNA of Alligator sinensis (Chinese alligator), 1405 nucleotides long. RefSeq names its product cholecystokinin A receptor (gene CCKAR). Bases 116 to 1405 code for a protein of 429 amino acids. Gene Ontology annotation, biological process: neuropeptide signaling pathway. The transcript has 6 exons. The record is from RefSeq and is a predicted model, not a curated record. Gene Ontology annotation, cellular component: membrane. Gene Ontology annotation, molecular function: neuropeptide receptor activity; cholecystokinin receptor activity. Lineage: Eukaryota; Metazoa; Chordata; Crocodylia; Alligatoridae.
CCCACUACCACAAUGGUGGGGACACGGGAUGGAGCGGGGCAGAGAUGAAAGAAUGGGCAGAUAGUUGGAAAUCAAACUUUCUCCCCAGUAGAAGCAAACCUGUGGAGCCUGAACAAUGGAAAUAGUUGAUGAUAGUCUACUUGAAAAUGGAACCAAUAUUUCUGCUCUUUUUUGUGAUAUUAUCUUGGAAAAUGAUACAUUUUUCUGUGUGGAUGACUCGCCUCAUCCUGCUAAAGAUCUGCAUCAGACAGUUCGGAUUCUGCUGUAUUCCUUGAUAUUUUUGCUCAGUGUGUUGGGGAACAGUCUGGUAAUUACAGUGCUGAUAAGAAACAAAAGGAUGAGGACAGUCACUAAUAUAUUUCUGCUGUCACUGGCUGUCAGUGACCUGAUGCUUUGCCUUUUCUGCAUGCCAUUCACCCUCAUUCCUAACCUGCUGAAAGAUUUUAUCUUCGGUAGUGCUGUUUGUAAAACUGCCACCUACUUCAUGGGUGUCUCAGUCAGUGUAUCCACAUUCAACCUGGUUGCCAUAUCUUUGGAGAGAUACAGCGCCAUUUGCAAACCUUUACAGUCUAGGGUCUGGCAGACAAAAUCUCAUGCUUUGAAGGUGAUUGCUGCUACCUGGUGCAUCUCCUUUACCAUCAUGUCCCCAUACCCAAUAUACAGCAAACUGGUUCCUUUUACAAAACCGAACAACAGUACAGCUAACAUGUGUCGCCUGCUUUGGCCAAGCGAUGUCAUUCAGCAGUCCUGGUACACAUUUCUGCUACUCAUACUCUUUCUUAUACCUGGGAUUGUAAUGAUGAUUGCAUAUGGCUUAAUUUCCUUGGAGCUAUACAGAGGAAUUAAAUUUGAUGUCAGCCAGCACAAGUCUUCACGAGAAAGAAAAGCCAGCACUGGCAGUAACAAGUAUGAGGAUGGAGAUGGGUGCUACGUUCAGAAAAUAAAAAAGAAGAAAAAGAUGUCACUGCAACAGCUCUCCAGCACCAGCAGCACCAAAGUAGACAGGGCAAGAAGCAACACUUCAACAGCCAAUCUGAUGGCUAAGAAGCUCGUCAUCCGCAUGCUGAUGGUGAUAGUGAUGUUGUUUUUCCUUUGCUGGACUCCCAUCUUCAGUGUAAAUGCAUGGCGUGCAUUUGACACCGCUUCAGCAGACCAGCUUCUGUCAGGAGCUCCUAUCUCCUUUAUUCAUUUGCUGUCCUACACUUCUGCCUGUGUGAACCCCAUCAUCUAUUGCUUCAUGAACAAGCGCUUCCGCAUGGGUUUUCUAGCCACUUUCACCUGCUGUACUAAGCAAAAGCCCCCUGCAAUAAGAGGAGAGAUGGUUGAUGAAGAAGAGGGGAAGACCACAGGAGCUUCUCUCUCCAGGUGUUCUUACACACACAUGAAUGCCUCUGCUCCCCCAUGA